This is a messenger RNA of Glossina fuscipes, 1905 nucleotides long. RefSeq names its product zinc finger protein 250. NCBI's taxonomy places the organism in Eukaryota, Metazoa, Arthropoda, Insecta, Diptera, Glossinidae. The record is from RefSeq and is a predicted model, not a curated record. The coding region runs from base 1 to 1905 and encodes 634 amino acids. The transcript is spliced from 3 exons.
AUGAACGAUUUGAAGAUGGGUUUCAAACAUACGCUUUUGGAACGUUUACAUGGUUUAGAAAUGGCUUUGCCGCAUAAAUCUAACGGUAAUCCAAAGAAUAUGGAAACGAUCAAUAAUACGCAAGUUACUGAUUUCAGUAUACAAAGAAUUUUAGGAGAAGUUAAAGAGAAAACCUCACAAUCAACAUCAAAUAUAUUGGAUUUAUCAAAAAAUAAAUCUUCUCAUAGCCAAGCUCAACCAGUUGUCACAAAUCCUCCGACCGCUUUAGAGCUACCGUACUUCAAUCCAGCGAACUGUGGAAUGUUAAAUCCAGGCUUUUUGGCAGCGGUAGCAGCAGCGAAUGCUCAAAAAUUUUACGCGCAAUUCUUUCCGCAUAUGUUUACUGCCGCCGGGAUUUACACAAACAAUGCUAACAGCAACUUUAAUCGUUUACCACAGCAUAAUUCUUAUGCGAGACGGUAUUUUGCUCCUUACAUAUUAAGUCCACCUAUAAAUAACGUUACGUCAACUCAACUGCAGCAACGAUUAACAUCGUCAACCCGUCUCCCCAACUCGGAGCAUAUAUCACAACAUCCGGCUUCUUCCAAAUUUGUAUGUGCACGCAGUAAUUGCUUAGACUGUUUAAAUUCAUUUUACAAGCACUCUUCAGUGACGACUUCAUAUCCAUAUAAUUCGUCUUUAAUGUUUCCUGCGGUUACAACCACAUCUGUAAGCACUACGAACACAUACCUAGAGAAAUCGAAACCAACCACUGAUUUAAUAUUGGAGUCAUCCUCAAAUCUAGCCUUGACAGCUGCAACCAAUAUUCAAGUGACUGCAACUAGAAAAGUGUCGUCAAGCAGCGCUUUUGAUCCGCCCUCAACUUUAAUUUCCAAUACCGAAGAAAUUAGUUAUAAAUGCCGAAUUUGUGAAAAGGUUUUCGGCUGUUCACAAACGUUACAGGCGCACGAGAAAACCCAUAAAUCACCGCGUUAUGAGUGCUCCGAUUGCGGUAAAGGAUUCUCCCAAUUGCGCAAUUAUAAGUAUCAUUUAUCCGUUCAUCGAGGUACCAAAGAAUUUGCCGCUGAAUGUCCAGAAUGCGGUAAAACAUUUAAUGACAAAGGUUAUCUUAGCAGUCAUAUGAAAAUACAUCGUAAUAAGAAAGAAUACGAGUGCCCUUACUGCCCGAAAUCGUUUAAUCAACGUGUUGCAUUCAACAUGCAUGUACGCAUUCAUACUGGCGUUAAGCCGCAUAAAUGCGUCGAAUGCGGUAAACGUUUCUCGCGGAAAAUGCUUUUGAAGCAACACAUGCGUACGCAUAGCGGUGAAAAGCCAUAUCAAUGUUCGGUUUGUGGCAAAUCGUUCGCCGAUCGAAGUAAUAUGACUUUACAUCAUCGUUUGCAUUCAGGCAUUAAACCGUUUAAUUGUCCCAUUUGCCCGAAAGCAUUUACGAAGAAACAUCAUUUGAAAACACAUCUGAACUAUCAUACCGGUUGUAAGCCGUAUGUGUGUCCACAUCCAAAUUGCAAUCAAGCGUUUACACAGUCUAGCAAUAUGCGGACACAUGCCAAGAAAUGUCAAUAUAAACCGUUACAAUUGCCAUAUCCGGCGGCAACCAAUGCAACGGUUUCAGCGAUAAAUUCACCAGCCAAUGCAUUGAUGAGCAAUACGUUAUCAUCGUUAGCGAUUCAUAAUAAUAACGGUUUGAUUGUAAACGCAUCAGCAUCGACGGCAGCAGCAACGGCGACUUUACAAGCUAACAGCAACAUUCCUGUAAUACCAUCAACGACUUUAUCGGCCGGAAUUCGGAUGUUAAAUAGUGCAGCGUCUGCGGCCGCAGUUGCAGUCACUCCGUCAAUUGCCGGGCAAUCUGCUGCAUUUCCGCCUGCUCAACAACCUUUGCUAUCUACGCUGCGUCCGUUUUAA